Molecule: messenger RNA, 468 nt
Organism: Cylindrotheca closterium
Lineage: Eukaryota; Bacillariophyta; Bacillariophyceae; Bacillariales; Bacillariaceae
Source: the annotation of a GenBank genome assembly
GCAAUAUCCAAAUGCCCCGGCUGGUGGGCUGAAGCCAGUACGGACCAAGCCGAUGCUCAUUCUUACAACAAGAUCGCUACGUUAAUCCUGUCUGGCUUGAAGGUGUACGACCCAUCACUUGGUGGUUCUAUGCCCCAGCUUCGGUCCAGCAUGCAUAAUCUGUUUUCUCAAGACGCCGACAAUGACAAAGCUUCCUGGUCUCUUCGCGAGUACUUUCUUUGCCUUGCGACACAGUGCCCCACGGUUGUGUUUGAUCUCGCUGCGGCCCAACACGUUAUUAAAACUGACGAAAAGUUGCCUCGCUUUUGGGAAUUCGCGCUCGUGUUCGACCCAACAUUAAUUGUUCAACGCGCCGAGCCGUUGACUUGGAUGUGGCUAGCGGCAUCCGAAUUCUUUGCUCAUCCUUGGACAGGCCCGGCCAUUCUUCCUCCCAUUGUGGAGGAAUUCGAGCGACUAGAAAGAGAGUAA